Messenger RNA from Monoraphidium neglectum, 1335 nucleotides. RefSeq names its product 3-ketoacyl-CoA synthase 11. The transcript is spliced from 7 exons. Gene Ontology annotation, biological process: fatty acid biosynthetic process. The record is from RefSeq and is a predicted model, not a curated record. Bases 1 to 1335 code for a protein of 444 amino acids. Gene Ontology annotation, cellular component: membrane. NCBI's taxonomy places the organism in Eukaryota, Viridiplantae, Chlorophyta, Chlorophyceae, Sphaeropleales, Selenastraceae. Gene Ontology annotation, molecular function: acyltransferase activity, transferring groups other than amino-acyl groups.
AUGGCGGUUCUCCGGGCAUUUCUCCAGGCAGAGCCGGCCAUGGUGGCGUGCGCGGCGGCGCUACUUUUGGCGGGCGCUCUUCUGUGGCGCCUGGUGACGCGCCGCCGUGUGUUUCUAGUGGACUACUCGGUCUACCGAGCGCCUGACAGCUGGAAGGUGUCCAAGAAGGAGUACGACGUGAUCGUGGCCUCCACCAAUAACUUUGGCCCCGAGUCGCUGCAGUUCAUGUCAAAGGUCCUGGCGCGCAGCGGCCUUGGUGACGAGACCUACGCGCCCCCGUCGCUCACCAACGUGCCCAUGGACCUGACAAUGGCAUCCUGCCGCUUCGAGUUCGAGUCUGUCGCGUUUGGCGCGGUCAAGGACCUGCUCAACAAGGUCAAUGUCAGCCCCAAGCAGAUCGGCGUGGUCAUCACCAACAGCAGCCUGUUCAACACCACGCCGUCCCUCAGCGCGACCAUCAUGAACCACUUUGGGAUGGGAUCCAACACCAUCAACUACAACCUCGGGGGCAUGGGCUGCUCAGCCGGCGUCAUCGCGGCCGACCUGGCGCGCCAGAUGCUGGAGAUCUACCCCAACACCUACGCCCUGGUGGUGUCAACGGAGAACCUCACCUACAACUGGUACCCGGGGACAAACCGCGGCAUGCUGGUCACCAAUACCAUCUUCCGCGUCGGUGGCGCCGCGCUGCUGCUCUCCAACAAGCGGAAAGACAGCCGGCGCUCCAAGUAUGAGCUGCAGCACGUGGUGCGCACCAACCUGGCAGCCAACGACGCGGCCUUCAACUGCGUGUUUGAGGUGGAGGACGAGGCGGGCGUGAGGGGCAUCCGCCUGGCCAAGGAGCUCAUGGGCGUUGCAGGCAUGGCCCUGAAGACCAACAUCACCACCCUCGGCCCCAAGGUGCUGCCAGUGACCGAGCAGCUGCUGUUUGCCGCCAACAUGCUGGCUCGCAAGGUGUACGGCUCCAAGAGGGUCAAGGCGUACGUGCCCAACUUCAAGAAGGCCUUCAACCACAUCUGCAUCCACACAGGCGGCCGCGCGGUGAUUGAUGAGAUUGAGAAGCAGCUGACCCUGGGCCGCGAGACCGUGGAGCCCAGCCGCGCCUCGCUCUUCCGCUUCGGCAACGUCAGCAGCAGCAGCAUCUGGUACUGCCUCGCCUACAUUGAGUCAUACCGCGGCCUCAAGCGCGGCGACACGGUGUGGCAGGUCGGCUUUGGCAGCGGCUUCAAGUGCAACAGCGCGGUGUGGCGCGCCAACCGGCGCAUCCGGGACGCACACCCGGCAUGGGAGGGCUUUGAUGUGGCGCACAUGUAUGACCAGCUCGCCAAGAUGACCUGA